This is a messenger RNA of Cydia strobilella, 4897 nucleotides long. RefSeq names its product tripartite motif-containing protein 2-like. Gene Ontology annotation, biological process: protein polyubiquitination; proteasome-mediated ubiquitin-dependent protein catabolic process. The record is from RefSeq and is a predicted model, not a curated record. The transcript has 12 exons. Lineage: Eukaryota; Metazoa; Arthropoda; Insecta; Lepidoptera; Tortricidae. Bases 541 to 2619 code for a protein of 692 amino acids. Gene Ontology annotation, molecular function: ubiquitin protein ligase activity; protein binding; zinc ion binding.
CGAACGCAGACUGCAGUCUGACAGUUUGUGUGAGGUUAAUGGUCGACUCGCUCGAAAUAGUUUUGAUUUUGAUAAAUAUUUGUAUUCAAAAUUCUUCUCAAUCAUGUAGAUUCUCAACGUGAAACAGUAAUACCCUUUCCAUUUCAAUAUUAAGUUGAUCAAUAGUACUGGUGACAGGGAGUUAGCAAGGAAAUAUUGUAAAUAUAUGAUGUUUCUUUGUCAUGAGAAUAGUUUUUCUACUACUUAUCGAUCGAUUACGAAAGAGCAUUUAGCUUGUUUUGUUAAACAUUGUAACUGAUUUUCAUUAAAAUAGCUAGAGUAUAAUAUCUAUAUUUGCGUGAGUCCGUCUCGGCCGUAAUAAAGACGGGUUAACUCGAGCUACGCUAACUUGUUAUGUGUGGUGUGUUUACUCAACCCGAUCUAUUCACAGCCAGUUACAUUUGCUUAAAAAAGCCAUAAAGUUAAAGCGGAGAUUCGGUGUCGCUACUUGGACAGAGAAAAGGAGAGGUGUGUCUAUGUGUAGCUGCUGAGGUCACUUCCAUGUAUUGUUGCUCUUUUCUUUCACGUUUGGGCGUCGGGAUGGCGAGCAUGAGUUCGACGCUCGUCGAGACCGUCUCUAUAAACUACGAGGACUUUAACGAGAGCUUCCUUACCUGCGGCACAUGUUUAUGCACUUACGACGGCGGUGAACAUACGCCUAAACUUCUCCAAUGCUCACACACAGUCUGCUUACAUUGCCUCACUCGAAUAGCCGCCUCACAGACCAGAGACGCUGGUAGCUUCCGAUGUCCCAUCUGCCGCGAACUCAUAACUAUACCGAGAGGCGGGGUUCAAGCAUUACCACCUUCGUUCCUCGUCAAUCAGCUUUUAGAUUUAAUGGCCCGACAGAGAAGAGAAGUCAUUCCACAGUGCAGUUCUCAUCCUGGUCGCGAGCUGCUCUUUUGUGAGACUUGCGACUGCGUUUUCUGUCGACAUUGUGCUGACGGGCCACACAGCGACACGCCUUGCGACCACACUGUAGUGCCAUUUUCUAUAGCGUUAAAAAGAAUGUCGGAAAUUCUACUAUAUAGAGCAAACGAGUGUUUAAGUAAGCUUGGUUCAGCAAGAGAUGCUGUGGCCAGUGAAUUGAGGAGGUUAGAGGCUGCGGCCACUGCAGCUGAUGACGCUAUAGACAGGCAUUUUAACGAAUUGAAGGCUGCCUUAGAUAAACGACAUAGCGAACUGAAGUCGGCUGCGUCGGCCGCUGCCACACAUAAGCGGAAGUUACUUGAAGAACAGUUAAAGUUAAUAGACGCUGAGAAAACCAAGGUGGAGGCAGAAUGUUCCGGCCUCCAACAGCAAGUGGAAGUCCGCGAAGUAAGCAGCCGAGCGGCAGCAUUAGGCGCACGGUUAGGAGACGCGGCGGCGCUGGCCGAACCCCGCGAAAACGCUUUUUUGGCUGUGGACUUUGCCCAUAACGAUGCUCAGCAGAGAUUCGCGGAAGCACUGGCGGAACUUGGGAGAGUUAGGACCAGUACGACGUUUCCUGGCCUGUGUACUUUGCAAUUAGAAUCAGGGUGUGUUUGUGGUCUGGAAGUGAGCGUGAUUCUCCGCACGGUGGAUUAUCACGGCGAGGCUCGCAGCACAGGCGGCGACCCCGUCAGCGCGGCCGCCACUUUGGACGAUGCGCCUCUACCCUGCACCGUGACGGAUCUCGACUCUGGUCACUACAGGAUCACGUUACGACCUUGGGCCGCGGGAGCGCUGACGGUACGCGUGCUGGUGUUCUCGCGCGCCGUGCGGGACUCGCCGCUGCGCGCGGACGUGGCGGCCACGGCGGCGCCGCUGCUGCUGUGGGGCGCGCGCGGCGCCGGCAAGGAGCAGCUCAGCCAGCCCGUGGCUGUGGCCAGAUGUCCGAAACGACGUGAGAUCUACGUGCUGGACGCGGGGAACUCGCGCGUGAUGGUGCUGGACGAGGAAACUUUCGCCUUUAAGUCGCACAUCGUCAAUGAAGGUUUGGCAGGUCGCAGUUGUACAGGGAUCGCAGUUACAGCUGACGGCAUAGUCGCUGUCAACUGGCGAACAAGGACGCUCACUGAGGUGAGCGUAGAGGGUUCAACUCUGCGUACGAUCAAGUCGGAUCGUCUAGUGGAGCCAGUGUGCGUGGCGUGCGACCCGAAUGGUCGGCGACUAGCAGUCGGGGACAACGGCGCGCGAUGCGUGUUUGUGUUCGAUGCUCGUGGGGUGAUAGAACGAGAGGUGGGCGGCGGGUCGCUAGGGCUGGUGGGCGGGCUGGCGCUGGCGGGCGACGUGCUGGUGGUGGCGGACGCGGCCGUGCGCGUGUACGACGCCGCCGGCGCGCUGCAGGCCACGCUGGCGCCCGUGCCUAAAGGUCGCGGCGGCUACGGCGGCGUAGCGCUCGAAGAAUCAGAAUCAGGCCGCCACAUAAUAUGUAUACGCUCAGCGCGCGGGCGCCCCGCGCUGCUGGUGCUGGAGGCCAGCGGCGGCCGGAUCCUGGCGGCCUGCGAGCUCGCGGACAAGAAACCGAGGCGGGUCGCCGGGUUGACGCUGCUGCCCAACAAGCGGGUACUGUUGGCGGAUCUGGCAGGAAACUGUCUCAGGUUGCAUACUUAUUGGUGAAUGAAUGGAAAGGCGAAAGAAUGGAACGCUUCAAGCUGCCAUAAGGCGUAUUGUAAACGAAUUUCAUGCUAGUCGAAUAUUGCAACGGGGAAUCGAACUGAAGGCCAUACGCGUGGGCGGUACUCGUACCAAAGUCAAUAGUCGCCGCAAGGCUUCUAUCUUAUCCACAGACAUAUAUCUAGAUCGACGCCGCAUCGCGAUUUGAUACAAUUUCCAAGAGGACAAUUUCAAAGUUAGAUGUGUGAGCAUCAACUGAUACUUAUAUUUACUUUGCGUUUACAUUAAGCUUAUAAUUUGCGUCUAAAUCUAAAACCUGUGACUAAGCUGUGUGGCCUAAGCAAUUUCUAUCGAAUCUGAUGUAAAUUAAAUUCUAAUCUAGUCAGAAAUUAAUAAAUCCGUAUAAAACGCCAUUUGGGUAUAAAACACCGCUUUACACAGUCUCGGUAAAGAUUAAAAGUGAGUUCGACUUCAAAUAUUAUGCAUUUUAUGUGUUCUGUAGUGCAUGUUCAUUCGAUGGCACGCAAAGUAGGCGAGUUUGGGUGUUCUACUUAGAUAUAUGUCUGUGAUCUUAUAAUUUACGAUGUUCUUUAGUACUUACAGUAUUUAUUUACGUAUUAAGUCGAUUAAGUUUUUCACAAUUAUGUCAAAGUUGGCGAACUGGUUUUUUUUUGUUGGUGUCUUUAACUUUUUGGUUUUUAAUAUAUUUGGCGUUUAGUGAUAAGUAUUUAUAUGAUUAUAUAACCGUUUGAAAAAUUAUGAUAUUUAAAAGCUUCGAAAUAUUGUUAUUGGCGUAAAAAUCUCACUUUUGACUAGUCAUUCGACGGUGGCAUUUAUGGUUGUCUACAUUUCGACACUUUAUUAAUCUCUAUGUUUGUAGAUAUAAACUAUCUGCUUGGCACAAAUUCGUAAUAAGGGUGGUGGCAAAUUGUGAGACUGAAAAAUCAACACCUCGUUAAGGAGAAGCGGAGAAUGUAUACCCUCAAGUUCGUAAUUUGUAGAUAUGCACCGGAUAUUCGGUUACUAACCGGUAUCCGGACCUUAUUUUAAUAUCCGGCCGGAUACCGGAUAAUAAUUUUGCUUGAUUUCGGAGUAAACUAAUUGGAUUUAAGAAACAUUCACGGUCAUAAUCGUACUCGUUUAUUAUUUUUCAACACACUUGCUCAAAACGACGUUUUGAUUCCACCGAUUUUUGGCUCAUAAUCCUAGAUAUUAAACACGCGUGCUCUUUCAGUGUAUUAUUCCACUCGUGCUUUUUCAAUAUAUUAUCCGACUGAGUUAAGAAGGUAACUGAUUGCUAAUAAUAUGCAUGGAAAGGGAGCCUUCUUUAAUUGGUCGGACUGGCGGGCACCGGCGCGCUCCUCGCGCCUGCGCGGCGCGCGGCCCGGCCGCCCCUCGCCCCGGCCGCGGGCGGCCCGCAGUACGAGUAUGACAGAUGCAACACACAAUACUAACUGUUUUAACUAUUAAAAUUUGAUUAAUAUGAGUUUUUUUUUUUCUCGCAAGUGUGUUGAAAAACGUCGUAUGAAACGCGUGUGCAUUGGUCUUUACACACAUCGGCUUUCUUAUUGCGCGCUCGCUUACAGCUCGCGCGCACAAUAUCGCCUCGUGUGUAAUGACCAACUUAGCACACUUGUAUCAUAAUGUACUAUUAAAACAGUUUAAACAUUCCACUCACAUGCACGCGCACUCAUUUCGAACCUAGAAAAUAGUCCGUGCGAACGUUUACUACGAAACAGGUCAAAACCUCCACAAUGCGCACCUAAAAAAACCGAGUAGGUAUAGUUCCGCCGGCCGAAUAUUAAGCGACCGGAUACCGUAUAUUCAGCCGAUGGUCGGGCCGAACAUCCGGUAUCCGGUAACUGUCCGUUGCAUCUCUAGCAAUUUGAUUCCAGAAAUUGCACUAACCACGGCAUUUUUAACUGUGGAUUGGAGGCCUGAUGUCUUUGAAACAAGGUUUACGUAUUGUCCGUUAAUAACGUAGAUGAUGGUACUAAACGUCUAACACUGAGUUAUCAAUAUUGGCUUUAUGUCGUGGUCACUAACUUUAUUCUUUGCAAAUAUCUGACAUAUUACCAAUGAAAUUCAGACAUUUGCUUAAAUUUGUAGCAUUAAAGCUAGUAUUUUUUUCCUGGUCUGAAAUUACUGUAAAAACAUUGCUUUAAUGGCGGCAAGUUGGUUGAUUUUUGGAAUCAAAUUAUACACGAGAGUAUAUUUUCCUAAUUAGAUAUUAUUUAAGAACAAAAAUAAUGGUUAAUAUGUGAGCAAUUUACCAUGAUCC